This is a messenger RNA of Seriola aureovittata, 2229 nucleotides long. RefSeq names its product chemokine (C-C motif) ligand 27b (gene ccl27b). The transcript is spliced from 3 exons. Gene Ontology annotation, cellular component: extracellular region. Gene Ontology annotation, molecular function: chemokine activity. The record is from RefSeq and is a predicted model, not a curated record. NCBI's taxonomy places the organism in Eukaryota, Metazoa, Chordata, Actinopteri, Carangiformes, Carangidae. The coding region runs from base 1 to 276 and encodes 91 amino acids. Gene Ontology annotation, biological process: immune response.
AUGGAUCUGCAUGUUGCGUUGGUGACCGUCUGUCUGUGUGCUUUGGCCAUCACCUCCACUGAAGCUGGCAUCCCAAAAUGCUGUGUCAAAACAAGGACCAUCAAUAGAUAUAUGCUGUUGAGGGUGGAAAGGUCGUAUGAACAGCUAAGCACCGGCGCCUGUGACAUCCCUGCACUGAUACUUUACAUAAAGGGCAGUAAGAAACCCAUAUGCGCUCCUCUCAAGCUGAAGGCAAUUCUGGAAAGGAUCCAUGGAGGAAGAAAAAGAACAAUCUAAAAACAGCUUUCUGAGAUGAUGAGAUGGAUUGAAAAAUCUCUUCCCAAUAUACCUGUGUGUCACGUUUUCUAAAGCUGGUGUUUUCAAGAGAUUGUGUCAUACAGAGGAUCUCUUGGCGGUUUAUUUUCAUCGAUUAUGUGGAGGGCACUGUUUUGUAAUUCAUGUUGCUGGUUUUAAUCUUUAUUUCGUAAUAUUUUCGUAAAUAUUGUCAUGUAAACUGAGAUGUGGAGAAAAAUAUGAAAUAUGAAAAAUAAGAGCGAUCACCUAUAUAUGGAACUUUAUAUCAGUGAGGAAUCUGAAUAUUAUAGUAGAUUAAUCUUGGGAAUGUAACUCUACGUUUUUAUAGAAAUGAAAGUAAAAUCGACUUGGACAUUUCCUUGUUCGGUCUUGUCCUCUGAUGAUGACGAAUCCCAGAUCAGAUCGAAAGGCAUCACACCCGAUGUCAAGUAUUGUGAAGAAGUGAAAAGCAACAUUUACAUAAUCCAAGACUGAAAGAAAUUAGCAGGAAUUGUGCACAAAUGCAGACAUUAAAAAAGGAGGAUUUGGACCGGAAACUAGUCUUCUGUUUCUCCUUAGGCAGCAUCCAAUGCUUUCCCGGUUUUUAUUAGUCAGUUGCCUUUAUGCAAAUCCCUAUUGUAAUUCCUGCAACUACGGCAGUUACACAGUAUACUGAUUCUGUGGUCAUUUUGGGGUCAGGUGACAUCUUAUCAAAAUCCAAAAGUGCCAAAGUAAAAGUCAAAUAAAAGAUAUGUUGAUGAAGAGGCAAAAUAAAAAAUAAAUAAUAAGGUAUAGACCUGCUAUAUAAAAAGGUCCUCUGGGAUAACUUCUGUUAUGCCAUAUAAACAAAAUUUGACUUGACUUGACUUGACGUGACUAAAUAAACUUGGCUGAACAUGAAUUCACUGGUUCACUGCUCCAUUCACAAUCACGUCAUCAAGCUAUAUAUCAGGUUAAGGCCUAAGGCAUUAGACUGUUAUGAUAAUUAAUAACUCAUCCAGUCAUAAAGGCAAAAAAACACCUACAGCAGAUCACUGUAAUCUGCCUUUCAGUCAUUCCAGCUUUUAAACGUACAACCUUUUUCAUACUCGAGUCAGAGCAAGUUCCUCCAGUGGCAGUUUGUCAGUGAGCUCUGUUCUUCUACCACACAAAUAUAAUUUUAAUUUCCUUCAUCAGAGACAUGAGGUUAAAUCCAAACAGCUGAAAAGACUAUUAGACUCCAUGACAUCAGCUACUGUGUAAGAAAAGAUAUUGAGGAAACAAACGAGAUGGUUUCAGAUGGGCCCACAGAAAAAGUCAUCGUUACACACUCAAAAAAACAUCUCACAGCUAUUUACCUUUUGCCCUCCUGUCGGCAGCCUAAUCAUCUGUCUUCAUAAUUCUCUGCUCACUGAUUCAUCAGCUCACAAACUGCCAGAAACAUUUGGCAGAGGCUCAUCUCGCCUCAGGGGGCAGUAAAGCUGAUCAAAGACGGAUCAUUUUUGCUCAAACAGUCAAAGUGAGGCAGGUAAAGCUGAAGGAGACAUUGUGCAUGUGGUCACCCGCCACUGUGUCAGGUCCAGAUGUUUUCUCUUACACUGUGAAGACUUCACUAUUCAAUAGCACCCUCUAGUGGAAAUACUGACAGGACAGAGAAACAAGUGUGCUAAUAAAGUUCUGUUCAACCCUAAGUCUGACAGUUGAGUCUAAACUAAUCCCCCGCAGAUUCCUCAGGGAUGCCAAAGUGAGUGUGUUCAUAAACAGUAGCGCCCUGGCAGUAGAAUAGCAAAUGUUUGUCUAGUGAUGUACUUGGCACAGCUAUCAGGCAACUGCAGAAGCCCACGCAGAGCAGCACCACAAUCUGGAUACAGUACUUCCUCCUUAAACACUGCUCAGGAAACUGGCCCCAAAAUUAAACUCAAUCCUUCUGGCUUUAGUAAAGCUCAUCUUGGCUGUCAGAGACUUUGUCACGGCACU